CAUGAGCGACGUGGUGGAGCGGACUCUGAGCGCCCUGCCCGGGCUGCUGGGGCAGCACGACCCCGGCACGGGCCCGGGCGGUGCCGGCGGCCCCGCCAGGGUGUCGGCCACCUCCCGGCUCGGCAGCCUCAUCCGGAGCAUCACGGCGCUCACCUCCAAGCACGAAGAAGAAAAAUUGAUCCAGCAGGAACUAACCAGUUUGAAAGCAACAGUUUCAGCCCCCACCACAACACUUAAACUGAUGAAAGAAUGUAUGGUGAGACUCAUCUACUGUGAAAUGCUGGGGUACGAGUCUUCCUUUGGAUAUAUCCAUGCAAUCAAGCUUGCACAGCAAGGAAAUCUUUUGGAGAAGAGAGUUGGCUACUUGGCAGUUUCUCUAUUUCUACAUGAAAAUCAUGAACUGCUGCUUCUACUUGUGAACACAGUUGUGAAGGACUUACAGAGCACUAAUCUAGUAGAGGUCUGCAUGGCAUUAACUGUUGUCAGCCAGAUCUUUCCACGGGAAAUGAUUCCAGCUGUUCUUCCCCUAAUAGAAGACAAGCUCCAGCACUCCAAGGAAAUUAUCCGAAGAAAAGCUGUUCAGGCUUUAUAUAAAUUCUAUCUCAUCGCUCCUAACCAAGUUCAGCACAUCCACGAUAAGUUCCGGAAAGCCUUAUGUGACAGGGAUGCUGGAGUCAUGGCUGCUUCUCUGCAUAUUUAUCUUCAAAUGAUUAAGGAAAACUCAUCUGGAUACAAGGACUUGACUGGGAGUUUUGUAACCAUCCUAAAGCAGGUAGUGGGAGGAAAGCUCUCUUCUGACUUCAACUAUCACAGUGUGCCAGCACCAUGGUUACAAAUUCAGCUUUUAAGAAUAUUGGGGCUGUUAGGAAAAGAUGAUCCAAGGACAAGUGAAUUGAUGUAUGAUGUUCUAGAUGAAUCUUUAAGAAGAGCAGAGAUAAAUCAUAACAUUACAUAUGCCAUCUUAUUUGAAUGUGUCCAAACAAUUUAUACAAUUUAUCCCAAAACUGAACUACUUGAAAAAGCUGCCAAGUGCAUUGGAAAAUUUGUUUUGUCACCCAAAAUUAAUUUGAAGUACUUAGGUUUAAAGGCUCUGACCUAUGUUAUCCAGCAGGAUCCUAAUCUGGCCCUUCAGCACCAGAUGACAAUAAUUGAAUGUCUGGACCAUCCAGAUCCCAUUAUUAAAAGGGAGACUUUAGAGCUUCUCUAUAGGAUUACAAAUGGACAGAAUGUCAUUGUCAUAGUUCAAAAGAUGCUUGACUACUUAAAAGAAAGUAAAGAAGAAUAUGCUAUCAUCAACCUAGUUGCCAAAGUAGCAGAACUAGCUGAGAAGUAUGCUCCUAACAACGAGUGGUUCAUCCAGACCAUGAAUGCUGUGUUUUCAGUUGGAGGUGAUGUGGUGCAUCCUGAUAUCCCAAACAACUUUCUGAGGCUGUUGGCUGAAGGAUUUGAUGAUGGAAAGGAGGAUCAUCAGCUACGGAUGUAUGCAGUGCAGUCUUAUUUAUCAUUACUUGGAGAGGAAGAUGCAUUGUAUCCACAGAAAUUCCUUCAAGUUAUGAGUUGGGUGUUGGGAGAAUAUUUCAGUCUUGUUACAGAUGUUGAUCCAGAAGUUAUUUUGACAAAACUCCACAGCCUGCUGAAGAAGACUUAUGUUACUUCUGAAACUAAAGCGUGGAUAAUGGCUGCAGUCACCAAGAUAGCAUCACAUACCUCCUGUUCAGAAACAGUUGACAAACUAAUCCAAGAAUUUAGCAGCUCUCUAGAUACCUGCAUAAGACAAUAUGCCUUUGAAUUGAAACAUCUCUGUGAAGACAAAGCACUGAUGAAAAAUUUGCUUCCAUUUGAUGCUAGUUGCAAUGAUAUGGUGGUAGAUGCUUCCUUAUCUUUUCUGGAUGGGUUUGUGGCCGAAGGACUUGGUCGUGGGGCAGCACCAUAUAAACCUCAUCACCAGAGGCAAGAGGAGAAACUUUCUCAGGAAAAAGCUCUGAAUUUUGAACCUUAUGGAUUGUCCUUUGCUUCAAGUGUGUCCUCAUCUGGUGUCACUGGCAGACAGUCCCCCACUGGUUUAUCUUUUGGUUCUGAUACAUCUGGUAAUAGUGCUGAGACAGGGCACAAAGAGACAAAUACUCUGAAACUUGAGGGAGUACGUAAGCUGUGGGGAAAAGAAGGUUAUCUUCCAAAGAAAGAAAAAGUAGGGAAAGAAAAUGAGCCACAAACAGUUUCUUGUGACAGCUUAUUAGCAGGACAGGCAGGUGACCCUCCUGUGUUGAGGUCUGAUCAAGGUGCCAACCUCACUGAGGAAGACAAAGAGAAGCAGCAGUUAGCAUCAACUUUGUUUGUUGGGCUGGGAUCAAGUGCUGGUGUCAGUCUGAUGGGGAAAGCAGACACAGCUACCCAGAAGUUCAAAAGGAAAUCAAAGAUAAACGAAACUCAACAUAGUGAGGAGGCAUCAGACUUCAAAAGUAGUGCUGCUUCAGAUUUUGGUCCCUUGCUUGAUACAGUACCUAUUAACACAGAAGACACUGAGGAAAGUACACACACAAGGUUAAGGAAAGCCUCCCUGUGCUCUUCAGAUAUUGUAGAAGAUAAUUUAGCAUUUGAAACACCUCAGUCCCUUAAAAAAUCUGUGCUGGAUGACAGACUUUCAGAUAAUAGGCUGUCACAGUCAUCUUUGUUUGCUGAUAGUAAUAUUGAAAUUUUUCAGCCUUCUCCAAGUGCUCAAUGUGAAAGUGCCAGUGAAACACCAUUGGUUCCUUCCUUACCAGAAGAACUUGAAGAGCUUCCUCACUCUGAGGUACUGGAACUUCAUCAGAGUGAUGCCUUAGCUCUGUAUUUAUGUAAGGCGUGGACAGAUGACUCUUUGUUGCUCACUGUCUUAGUUUCCAAUAAAACCACUUCUGCACUUAAUGCUGUGAACUUAGUGUUUGAAGAAACAGAACACUUUCAGAUUUUGGAGAGUCCCACCCACCAGUUUCCUGUAAUUGAAGCUCAAAGUUUGGAACAUUGCCAGAAAUGUGUGAGGAUGAACAAAAUCUGUACCCAGGGAAUUCUUUCUGGCUCUGUUAAUUACCAGUCAGAGAUGGAAACUCGCCUUGAAUUUUCAGUAACCUUAUCACUGAUGGACUUCAUCAGGCCAAUGGAAAUGACUACAGAAGACUUUGGAAAGCUGUGGUUGUCCCUUUCCAAUGAUGUGAAACAGAACAUAAAAAUGUCGUCUUCCCAAGAUUCCCUUUCAACAGCCUUGAACACACUGCAACAGAAGCUGAAACUCCAUAUAGUUGACAUUAUAGGCAAUGAGGGAAUACUGGCAUGCCAGCUGCUUCCAUCUGUGCCCUGCCUGCUGCACUGCCGUACUCACUCAGGGAUGUUGGCUGUGUGGUUCAGGUCACCUUGUGCUGCUCUUCCAGAUGGUUUGCUCUAUCAGUGUCAAAAGGUGAUGGGGGAAUCCUAAUAACAAUAGUGCCUGCCUUAAUCUGUUUGGUGUGUGAAAAGAUUUAUACAGUUGCACAGAUAAUUACCAAAGCUAAAUUAAGAUACUGCUUCUUGAAGUAUUAGAAGUUUUCUUCCAGCUGGCAUGUGUCAUGUGGACUUGUGGGGAAAGAACAAUGACCUAAAUUACGCCUGCAAAAACAUGCUCAGGACUGUACAGUACAUUAAAGUAUUGUAACCUGUUUCAGUGAAAUGUAUAUUUCUUAAUUUUGUUGUAAAUGACUGAAAGUAUUUAUUUUUAUUAUGCAGCUUUUAUAGAUGCCAAUGAUUACUUCUCAUGGCAACUACUUAAAUAUGAUUUUAAAGAAAAACAUAUUUCCAUUAUAGGGUCAGACUUGAUCAGUUAUCAGGAUCAUCUAAUUUUAUUUUGGUAAUUUUUCUAAAGCUAUUUUUAAGCACUGUUGGCAACAAGACCCAUACUGGUGGUUGUAUAAAGUAACUUAUGUAGCAACAAAUACACAGUUUUAAAAUAGUUAAAAGAUUCUAGGGAACAAAACACUUCCCAUGAUCUUUGAUAUUUACCAUGGAAGUGGUAACAUCUAAACAGUUUUUGAUAGGAGAUCACAUGGAAGCACCUCCUGGGGGAUGAUCUAAGGCCCCUCAGGUUAGUUCCUGUCUGCAGUUCUUCCUGCCUCAUGUUUCAGUCUUGUUCCCUUUCCAUAGGGGUCUGUGACAGUCACUGAAUAUUUGUGCAUCUCUAAAGCAAAGUUUGAUGUGGAUCAAGUCUGAGGUGACUGAGCUGGGGAUAGUUGGCUGUGGACAUGUUGACCUUGGUUAUUGGGUAGUGAAACAUGUUCAUUGCUGUCCAGUCCAUCCUAUAAACUUAAUCUGGCCAAUAUCUCUGUCCAUGAAAAUUCACAUGGGGAAAACUUUCAUUUAUUUUUUCUUCUAAUUAUUUAUAGGCUCAGUAUGACUCCUCAAACCUCUGACUUGCACAGAUGUUGUGUGUGCACUGCUAGGAACUGCAGCAAGGCAUGAGAGAUUAAAUCAGAGCAGUAUACAUGGAAACUGUGUCUGAGGAGGUUGUUUUCUCUUCCUGAAAUAACCUCAGAGUCUUGAAAAUCCAGCAAUCUUAAUUUAUUUAAAUGCUAAAUGAAAACUAGUACUGCUUAGUAUUAUUUAUAGCUGGUCAUGUUUUCUAUUAAAAACAUCAAAGGUUGUACACACGGUUCAGACAUGGUAUAAAUGGAUUCCACAAUGGAAUUCUCUCCUUUGUGUGUUUAAUAGUAACAAGGAAACUCUCUGUUAUAUUUCAGCAUUACCGAUUCUCACCUGAUAAGCACUGGUUGUAAAGAAAAAUAAAGUAUUGUUACUUUGAUGUUUUGGUAAAUGUUGAUGAAAUUGUCGUAAGAAUGUUAAUGUGCUGAUAGUUUGGGUUUUUUUUUAAGUCAUGCUACUUGUGUUAUCACAAGUAUAAUCAUAUAAGCAAAGCUGUUUUUAUUGCUGUUUCAGUACCCUCUUACUGAGGAAUUUAAAGUGCACUGAACCUGUAAAUAUAUUUAAUGUUCUGCAUACUUUAAUGUUUACUUGGCACUUGAAGACAGUUUAUAUAAAAGAAAACUGAUUUAUAGUGGAAUAAUUUCCAGCAAACUAUUUCCCUGCUGGUAAAUUGUGUUAUGCAAUUGGACUUCUGUAAUCAUAGGAACUAUAAUACAAGUAUCUGUUUGUGGCCUAUGCAUUCAAACCAUUUCAGCAAUGAGAUGUUACUGUCCUAGUGUUUAAAAAGAACAGCAAAAGACAGCAAUGCCUUCUGUUGUACAUGUAAUGUUCUUUGUAACCUUUUUCACUGUAUGAAUAGUGUAUGUCAAAGUGUCAAUAUUCUAAUUGCUUUAUGGUAUUAACACCACUUAAAGGAGUUUGCAGGGAAUUGUACCUGUGUUGGUCUUUAUUUUUGGAUUGCCCAGCAAAUGUUGUUCUGAAUCUAUCACCAUCUUUGCAUUUCUUGCAGUUUAAUUAAAUUCAGUUUUAUU
Neopelma chrysocephalum (saffron-crested tyrant-manakin) is the source of this 5456-nucleotide messenger RNA. RefSeq names its product adaptor related protein complex 4 subunit epsilon 1 (gene AP4E1). The coding region runs from base 2 to 3448 and encodes 1148 amino acids. Gene Ontology annotation, molecular function: cargo adaptor activity. Gene Ontology annotation, biological process: intracellular protein transport; receptor-mediated endocytosis. NCBI's taxonomy places the organism in Eukaryota, Metazoa, Chordata, Aves, Passeriformes, Pipridae. Gene Ontology annotation, cellular component: membrane coat; AP-4 adaptor complex. The transcript is spliced from 21 exons. The record is from RefSeq and is a predicted model, not a curated record.